CCGCCGCCUCUUCAGCACCCCGCGGAGAUGUCAGCUCCUGCUGCUGCUGCACCCCCCGCUGCUGGAGGAGAGGGGGGUGGCCCUCCUCCCCCACCCCCCAACCUCACCAGUAACAGAAGACUCCAGCAAACACAGGCGCAGGUCGAUGAGGUGGUGGACAUCAUGCGGGUGAAUGUGGACAAGGUGCUCGAGAGGGAUCAGAAACUUUCGGAGCUGGAUGACCGCGCAGACGCCCUGCAGGCCGGAGCCUCCCAGUUCGAAACCAGUGCCGCCAAGCUGAAACGCAAGUACUGGUGGAAGAAUCUAAAGAUGAUGAUAAUUCUGGGGGUGAUAUGCACCAUUAUCUUGAUCAUUAUCAUCGUCUACUUCAGCACUUAGUGGAAUCUACGGAGCCAUUUCCCAUCCAGGAGCAGCGGCCGGGAGAGGCGCGAGGGGGGUGACGCAUCCCCCCCUCCUCUAGAUCUCAGCCAUAUCUUCCAGCCCCGCCCCCCCACACC
Messenger RNA from Euleptes europaea (tarantolino), 497 nucleotides. It is a transcript of the gene VAMP2, whose product is annotated as vesicle associated membrane protein 2. Bases 28 to 378 code for a protein of 116 amino acids. Gene Ontology annotation, cellular component: SNARE complex; plasma membrane. NCBI's taxonomy places the organism in Eukaryota, Metazoa, Chordata, Lepidosauria, Squamata, Sphaerodactylidae. The transcript has 5 exons. The record is from RefSeq and is a predicted model, not a curated record. Gene Ontology annotation, molecular function: SNAP receptor activity; syntaxin-1 binding. Gene Ontology annotation, biological process: vesicle-mediated transport; vesicle fusion; SNARE complex assembly.